Messenger RNA from Triplophysa dalaica, 2971 nucleotides. RefSeq names its product HERV-H LTR-associating 2b, tandem duplicate 1 (gene hhla2b.1). Gene Ontology annotation, cellular component: external side of plasma membrane. Lineage: Eukaryota; Metazoa; Chordata; Actinopteri; Cypriniformes; Nemacheilidae. Gene Ontology annotation, biological process: T cell costimulation; positive regulation of T cell proliferation; cellular response to lipopolysaccharide. Bases 127 to 1359 code for a protein of 410 amino acids. The record is from RefSeq and is a predicted model, not a curated record. The transcript has 10 exons.
CUUGUCUAGACAACGCUGAUACUAUGGAGGUAUUUCAAAAUAAACUUGCCAGUUUAGUCAUCGUUGAUACACAGAUGAGACCUCCAUUGACAAUUACACACAUGAUUGAGUUCUUUCAAGAGAUCCAUGGCAAGACAGCAUUCGUGGAUUUUCCUAAUACGGAUGUGGAUGUUUGUUUAUGCAAAUGGGAAAACUCCAGAUGUUCUGGUAACCUGCAUGUUUUCAGAAGACUGCAUUCUUCCAUGCCUCUUUGAACCAGUUGGAGAUGAGAUCAUAUACUGGUUCAGACAGAAUGUUCUCCUCCACACUUUUAAACAAGAAAGUGGCAUUCUGGACCAGCCAGACAAACGUUACACUGGCAGAACGUCACUUUCUAAUGACACGAUUCCCUUCGGUAACGCGUCUUUACAUAUUCAAAAAAGCGGCCCGCAAGAUAGAGGGAGAUACAGGUGUCUUGUCACCAGCGGUCGAGAGACGAGUGAGCACUCCAUCACAGUUAGAGUAAAAGCCCCUAUCGAGUCGGUAAACAUGGAGACAACAUGGCUCAGCGGUUACGAGGAAGUCAAAUGCUCUGCCCGAGAUGUCUAUCCCGCUCCUCGUGUAACACUGUUCACCGAGCCGCCUGUUCUCCCCGACGGCCUUCAAACUGACACCCGCAAAACGGCCGACAAGCAGGGCUUAUACAGAGUAGACAGUAAAAUCAGAAAGCUGGAAAAUCAGGCCGAUCUAACCUACAUCUGUCUGGUUCAAUCAUUCUACGGGCCUCAGAUAUGGAGGACAUCGCUGCAGGAAAAAGAAAUGUACAGCGUGGAGGGUAAGGACUUCAUCAUCCCCUGCGUGGCUCCAUGGAUUCUGGACAACUUUACACUGACAUGGUCCUUCGCCAAAGAACACAAGUCAUCAGUCAUCUACACAUAUGACAGCAUCACGCACCUCGGCUUUAGUGUUUGGGAGGAGAGGAUUCGACUUGUGCCCCCUAGUGGCCAAAGAGGGAAUGGCUCUCUACAGCUACACAACCCAAUGAGAACGGAGCACACUGGCAUCUACACAUGCGUCCUGUCUUCCUUCCAGACUAAACAUGUGGUCCACACUAGAGUCAACAUCAUUCCAAUGACGGCUAAAAGGCUGCCCAAGAGCUCCCCGCAGAGGAUCACUGCUGCUAUAAUCACAGGCCUGACUGUCACUGCUGUCGUAAUCGGUUUAGCAAUUUUAAAAUGGAAAGCAGUUAGUAGGACACGGUCAAAUAAAACCCAUGAGGAGGCUACAGAGAUGCACCCAACGAAAGAUGCAAACAGUGGAGAUCCUUCAGAGACCAUCUGCUUAUCAGAAGAGACAGAAAAAGAGUCAAACAUGACAUGAUGGAGAGUAGGCAGUGGAAUCAUUUGGUUUAGUGUUUAUAUCUCUAUAGAGCUUCUCAGAUAGAAAGAUGACAUUGAUACACACUAUUGUGCUUUUCUUCAUUUUUCAAUUAUGUUAAAGAAAAAGUACAAAAGCUGAAGGGAAGUAUAAAAACAUGAGAUAAUGUUGCUUCAGUCUGUGUUGAUGUUGUUGAUGUGGAAACAGUGAUUUAACAUUGCUUAAGUGCUUGUUUUGCAAACUGGGCUUCCUUUAAUUGCUGAUCUCGUGUGGCAUUCUACUGAGAAAUUAUAUUUUUUAAGGAUGUCUAAAUAAAUAUAUAGAGCUGUACGUAUAAUAAUGUAUAAUAAUCUUCUUUUAUGAAGCAAGAUAGGGCUAAACCCUUACCAAAACGGAUUAAUCAUAACAUUUGCAGUUGCUUUAAUUAUAUUGUUUCUCUAUUAUAAAUCGUACAUUUUUGAUUUGCAAAUCAUCUGACCCAAGAAAAACUUCUGGAUGCCAUUCUGCGUAUGAUGACCAAUAACUGUGAUAGUUUGAAAUGUUUUUUACUUUGACUUGGGCUAUUAGUUGUUGUGAAUUAUUGAUGUGGAGCAAUGCAUUGUUUUUAUAUUGUAAAGUGAUCUUCUGUUAGACAUUAAGAUGCCAAAACUGUAAAUAGAUGUUUAAAAAUGGAUACCCAUUUAAUUAUAUGCUUCUGUUAAGGUAUGAAAUCGUGUCUAUGGAGAGAAAAAAAAACGUAAUAAAAUGAAAUGACAAAUAUCAAGCAGUAGAUGGCAGAAAACUAACUUCACAGUACUUCAUGCAUUUUAAGAGAGCUUCAGUAUGGGCGGCGCACCUUUGGAACGGGCAACAAGUUCAACAAGUUAGUCUGAACUAGCCUAUAUGGAUAGGCUUUUUGUUUCAUUGUGUAGUUCUCCCUAUUAAAAUGAAAGCAAACGUUGCGAUUUGUAUCCAUCAACAAAUUCCUUUCUAGGACUUUAUUUAUUUGAUUAUGAAGCUGGUGACUUGGACUUUAAACUUUCUUUGGAUUCUUCCCUUAAUUCUGAGUAAAGAAAUUGCUAUCACUUGUUUUUACACUGAGGAGUGUUUGUUACCAUGUCAAUCAACAUACUACGACAUCAUUCACUGGUACAAGGGGCAAAAAGCAAUGCAUUCAUUCUAUCAGGGCAAAGACCAACUGGCGUAUCAAGCCGGAGAAUACAAGGGGCAGAACAUCACUGCCCACACAAUCCGAAAUCAAGAAGGCGAUGUAUCACUCUUGUUAAAACACAUGCAAAUCCAAGAUGAAGGGAAAUACAAGUGUUACGGUGCAAGCGACACAUUAAAUGAAGAGAAUUUUGUACUCGUCUCUGUAGAAGCUCCUGUGAAAUCGGUUGAUAUCACAAUAAAAGCUGACACAGUCAUCUGCGGCACCACUGGAGUUUACCCAAAACCAACCGUGUCGUGGUCCUCAGACCCCCCAGCAAACAACCCAUUGUCAAAUUACAACGAGACAGACAAAAAACUGUUUGUGGUGACCAGCGAACUUAAGAUAGGCAACAUCAACGACAUCUACACAUAUAACUGCUCAAUGAAAGAUCUAAAUGACAAGAACCUUUAUACAGCUAGUCUGAAC